Copidosoma floridanum is the source of this 4543-nucleotide messenger RNA. It is a transcript of the gene Tsc1, whose product is annotated as tuberous sclerosis 1 protein hamartin. Gene Ontology annotation, biological process: negative regulation of TOR signaling; regulation of cell cycle; negative regulation of cell population proliferation. NCBI's taxonomy places the organism in Eukaryota, Metazoa, Arthropoda, Insecta, Hymenoptera, Encyrtidae. Gene Ontology annotation, cellular component: TSC1-TSC2 complex. The record is from RefSeq and is a predicted model, not a curated record.
CGACGAAACACAUAUAUAGCCGAGAAAAUGCUCAUUUUCUUGAUUAAUGACAGUUUAUUUUAAUAAAUGCCUUAAGUGAUGAGUAAAACUCCAAGUUCAAGGUGAUAACUAAUUCUUAAGAAAUAGAGCACAGGAUUUUUCGAAUGACCAUCAUAAGACAAAUUGAGCAGGAACGGCUGAAAGGGGAGUAUCCAAGGGAAGUUAUCGAGAUUUCUUCGGCAUGACUAACAGCAGUGUUAGUAGCAAUGCUGGAGCUGCAGAAUUAUUUCACAUGCUUGAGUCUAACAAACUCAUUGAUGUUGAAGAAACCAAAAAAAUCUUUCACGAUCAUUUUCUAUCCAUCAAGGAUAGCUGGUUGGUAAACGGAUUAUUUGAUUACUAUCUCUCUACUGACUCACUGAGAGCUGUUGAGGUUCUAGCAGGUGUAAGGGAACCACAUGAUAAACACUUGUUUGACAAGCUGACUGAAACACUUGUAGCUAAACCUGCCAACAAUGGACAGAAGAUCCGGACACUUGUUCUGCUGGGCCAUGUGGCAAGGAGACAACCCACCUGGCUCUACAAACUGGCUAGUCACACGCUCUUUAAACAGCUACUUCAUUUACUCAAGACGGAAGAAGACAUAGUAUUGCUAAUGAGUGCGCUUCUCUUAUUAAUAACUUUAUUGCCCAUGUUACCAACAGCACUUACAUCACACUUGCAGGAGAUAUUCGAAGUAUUUUCAAGGCUUGCAUUGUUUCACUACAAUCAACUUAUGUCAUUUUCAUCUGCUAACUUUAAUAACACUUCAUCAGCACCCACGCCAAAUUUUAUUGGUGACAGUGACGCAGAUAAAUUACACUAUAUUCAUUUACAGAUUGGGCUACAGCAUCUGUUCCAUAGACUUUAUGCCAUGUAUCCAUGUAAUUUUGUCUCGUUUUUGAGACACCAAUAUAAGAGGGAUCAAGUAUCGAUUUUUAAAAAAAUAAUCAGUCCAAUGUUAGAUUCCGUUCGUAUGCACCCGUUGCUCGUUACAAUGUCUAAAGAUUCGGAGAUAUCUUCAUCCAGGUGGAAGAAAAUGGAGCAUCACGACGUUGUUGCAGAAUGCGGUCGAUUUUCGGUAUUAGAAAAAUCGAGUCGAGACGAGGCCUUACCAUAUACCAACAAUCGCUUUACUCCGAUAUCAGAUUAUUCCUGCCCUUAUACACCGAUGAGCACCACCUCGGAAUUUCCUGUGGCAACUGAUUUACCAAACGGCAAUCGGGAAAGUUUCUGGUCACCAAGUAUGGUUGUGCCAGCUCACAGUCCGACACCCACGAGCUCACUCCAGGCAACGCCAAUACCAUACGACAUGAAGUCCGCGCCAUCUACCCCCGGUGGUGGUUUGGGGUCUGGAGCUGCUACGGGUCCCGGUGCCGGUGGCCGCAGUCGAAUUUCGCCCCCCGAGGCUGCUGUCGAGGCUACGCCCGAAACUACCCCUGUUAAGGAUCUUAGGCAACCUGUAAGACAGAUGCCAGUAGGUUCUGCAGCGGUCCGGGCGCUCGGUAGUUUCAGCAACGGAUCGGGCCACUUGAGUUCGAGCCGACCCUCCACACCUGUGACCUUUAAUUUUAACAAUCAUCAGCAUCCAACCCAAUACCAUUCCACCCAACUGGCAAGUUCGUCCUUUUCACCGCUAGCACAGCUUGGCGAAGGUGGUACUUCGAUUAUAGACCGCAAACUGGGCAAGCUCUUAGCCGAAAGACAAAGGGCCCAGAUUGGUGGUAACACGAAACAAGAUGAUGAUAUUAUUGUUAAGAGAACGUUGACUCCUGUGGCUAAUGAACAAUCGAUCGGUGCUGUGAUCAACGGUCGUCCCGAACCUUGGCAACUCAGAGAAACGCAGCUCGAAGAUCAAGAAGUGUCGGAUAUUGUUUCGUCGACGAGAAAAACUGCUUUCGGCCAUAAAAACGUUUCCGAUAAGGAUCAAGCUUUAAAAGAUUUAUCACGCAAGGUGCGCCUAAAGUUCUACUGCAAAUAUCCAACGCCGCCGGUAACAGCUCAGAUUCGACGUCGAUCUAAAUCCUGUCCAGAUGUUUCAAUGUUUGCAACAAUCUGCAACGAGCGUGGCAGUAUCGGUGUUUCUACGACUUUUCGGCCUUUAAAGCCUGUCUCCUCGUCAACCUGCGGUGUCGUGCCUUACGAGUGCUUUUUUCACGACCUUGUGGAGUUGCGACCGCAGUCAGUCGUCCCGUUUACGACAACAGCAUCUGUGGCGCCGGUGGAGUCGAUAACUCCGAGUUUCAGCGCGAACGAAUCUAGAUUAUCGCCUAGCGCAAUGCUGGACCGAUACAUCGAAGUCUGCGCAAACAGUCAUCAUUAUGAAAAUAAGUCUAGACCUUCAUCUAGACCGAAUUGGUCGUCGAGUGGCAGACAAUCAAAAAUGGACGACGAAGCUGAAAACGGUGGACCGCAUCACCCGUCGAACGAUGAAGCUAACGAUUCUGGCUACUGGAGGGAAAUCGACCGAGCGAACCAGCAGAUUCAGUUGAUGCAAAUUCAGCUGCAAUUUGAACGCCAACGCAGGGAGGUGCACGCCGAACGUAAUCGCCGACUGCUUGGUAAACUACGCGAUUCGCGUGCUCUUGAAGAAAUAAAUUCCUCCAUGACGCAUCGGCUAAAAUUAGCUGAGAACGAAGUCGAAACGUUGAAAAGCGAGAUAAUUGCAAGCAAAAAGGAAGCCCGAGCAGUUGAGAAUCAACUUGCAGAAAAUGUCAAUAUUUGGCAGACCAAAUGUAAAGACGAGCAACAGCUGAACAUGCAGUUGAAAGACAAAAUCGAAAUGUUGGAGGAUGGGCUGAAGAGCGAGAAAAAAAAAGUGAUAGAGCUCGAGAAACAAACACGAGCCUCGGAGGCUACCCUCUUUGAAGCUGCGCAUCAGCUUAAAGAAGCCUUGAGAGCGGCUAAUCAAAGCGAGGAGCUUAAGCGCGUGCUAGAUGGUGUGCAAAAGAGGUUUCUUUUACUUGGAGAGGCACAAGCUAGAAUUCAAGAAAAAAUGGUGGUUCCUGUUAAUAUGACUAGGCAAGAAGUGGCCCUAAUGCAGAGAGCUUGGUCAGAAGAAGUUUCUAAUCUCCGGCGUCUUCUGGAUUCACAAACGCUUCAGCUCGAAUCGCUUAAAUCUCGGCUAGUCGAGUACGAACACAGAGACGCACGUAAAGAAGUGCAGCUGGUCGAUCAACAGAGACUCUUGCAGGAAUCUAAAGAGAAGCAUUCUGCCGAGCUCGAGGCUGUCGAGUCCAAGUACAAGGCUCAGGUAGAAAUAAAUUUGCUGCUGGAGGGCCGUAUCCUUGAACUACACGGUAAAUUAGAGCAAGCCACGAUGUGCAGUUCGAGUGGUGCCUCGACAUCUCUGAAUCUUGCUUCUUCGGCCUCGCCUAAGGAACGCUCGCCACCGCUUUCGGUGAGCUUGGCCUCGUCGAGCGAAGGCAGCCUUGCGUUCAUUCACUCGGCUAUGAACGACAGAUACUGCGACACCGCUGGAGAGAUCGCGAACCUGCAUGCCAUUGCCGAACCCAUCCAGGUUACACCGAGCACAAGCAGUACUGCCAUAGCACAGCAACAGCAAAAAAGCUCUAAACUGUCUUCUGUCAGACAUCAAAGGUAGAGACAAUGUGAGAAUGACGAAUGUUUAAAUUUUUUUUUUUUUGUUUUUUUGAUAUAGCGUUGUGGGUGAGCAUCGAUGAGUGGUUAUUCUCGCGUGGAAGAAAAAUGAAAUGGUUGUUUUUUUGUAUUUGCGGAGAAAAGGAAUUUUUGUGUACAAAUGAAAGAUUUAUUGAAAUGAAUUUUGUGAAGCGUUAUUUAUAUGUUUUAGUGCAAGUAGGAGGAGUACACAAAUACGACAAAAUGUUUACACGAAUGCGUAAACGAUAUAUAAGUAUCAAGUUUUUGAAUACCACGAUAAAAGAUAUCUGCGACUUAAUCGCUUUAAGUUAAGUAAUAUUUUGUAAGCAAAUUCUUCAUUUUAAUUUAUUUUUUCCCCUUACAAAUAAUGUUAAGUAGUUGUCAAACUUGAAAAUGUCUAUCAAUAUAACUUAAAUUUUCUUCCAUAUACUUCAACAAUGGGUUCUCAAGUAAUAGUAGUUACGUUUCUCUAUCUGGAAGUUAUUUAGAAUUGUCUGAAAACUUCAGUUGAUAGUUGCAUUCUCACUCUCAUGACACAACACUUGAAUGGGAUUGUCUGGGAUAGUGACGUGAAAAAACUUUUUUUAUCUAUAAUUUAAUAAGAAUAUUGUUUUGUAAAAAUAAUUUUUUUUUAUUCACUACCAUUUGAAUUCUACACAUUUUAAGUUAAAAAUGUAAUUAAAAACAAUUGUUGGAAUUGUUCGGUAACAUUUCAUGGAGUAUAGAUUUUUUUAAAUAUGAAAUACAAAAAAAAAUAUAGUUUUUGAUCGGGACGUGAAUACCGAUUGAAUCAACUUUCAAAAUGCGAAACCAAGCUUUUGCUAAUGUGUGCAAUGUGAAAUUGCAUUUUCAAAAUCUAGAAAAUUUUUUGAUCAAAGAAAUUUUCAAUUUAUUGUUUUAAAUU